AGCCGGUGCCAGGAGCCUGAGGUGCCGCGAGCCCGGGACGCCCCGGCGUCAGGCACCUGUCAAGCUGCUCCGCUCCCUGGCACCGGGCGGGAAAGGGACAGCUACUAGGCGCUGGCGAGCCCGGAUAAGGAACUGCUGCAGAAAACCAAGAUGUCACAGUGGGUCCUUGGCCUCCAGGGCCCACUGCAGUGUGAAUAAGAUCUCUGUCCAGGCUGGCUGGCUCUCGACUGAGAGGCAGAGCAACCAUGGAGCUGGCGUAUGAGCAACUCAACGGGAGCCAAGUGUGGUUGGCCUCUCCCUUCGAGCUCAAUGGCUCAGUGACAGCGCUCAACAACUCGAACCAGACAGAGCCAUACUAUGACAUGACCAGCAACGCGGUCCUCACGUUCAUAUAUUUUGUGGUCUGCAUCAUUGGCUUGUGUGGCAACACGCUCGUCAUUUAUGUCAUCCUCCGCUAUGCCAAGAUGAAGACCAUCACCAACAUCUACAUCCUCAACUUGGCCAUCGCAGACGAGCUCUUCAUGCUGGGGCUCCCCUUCUUGGCCAUGCAGGUGGCACUGGUCCACUGGCCUUUUGGCAAGGCCAUCUGCCGGGUGGUCAUGACUGUGGAUGGCAUCAAUCAGUUCACCAGCAUUUUCUGCUUGACAGUCAUGAGCAUUGACCGUUACCUGGCUGUGGUCCACCCCAUCAAGUCUGCCAAGUGGAGGAGACCCAGGACAGCCAAGAUGAUCAACGUGGCUGUGUGGGGAGUCUCUCUGCUGGUCAUCUUGCCUAUCAUGAUAUAUGCUGGGCUUCGGAGCAACCAGUGGGGGCGAAGCAGCUGCACCAUCAACUGGCCAGGUGAAUCUGGGGCAUGGUACACAGGGUUCAUCAUCUACGCUUUCAUCCUAGGGUUCCUGGUGCCCCUCACCAUCAUUUGUCUUUGCUACCUGUUCAUUAUCAUCAAGGUCAAGUCCUCCGGAAUCCGAGUGGGUUCCUCCAAGAGGAAAAAAUCUGAGAAGAAGGUCACUCGAAUGGUGUCCAUUGUGGUGGCUGUCUUCAUUUUCUGCUGGCUCCCCUUCUAUGUCUUCAAUGUCUCCUCUGUGUCUGUGGUCAUCAAUCCCACCCCAGCCCUUAAAGGCAUGUUUGACUUUGUGGUGGUCCUCACCUAUGCUAACAGCUGCGCCAACCCCAUCCUCUAUGCCUUCUUAUCUGACAACUUCAAGAAGAGCUUCCAGAACGUGCUGUGCUUGGUCAAGGUGAGUGGCACAGAUGAUGGGGAACGGAGUGACAGUAAGCAGGAUAAAUCCCGGCUGAAUGAGACCACAGAGACCCAGAGGACUCUCCUCAAUGGAGACCUCCAAACCAGCAUCUGAACUGCUAGGGGGAAACAAAAGCAAAGAGAAAGCAAGCCCUGCGUCUUGGCAAUGGGCUCUAUCCUCACACUCCCUUCCUCUCACCCAUCACCGCAGCUUCUAGAAUAAAGGAUUGCUCAGCAUGAGCCCAUUCAGAGACCGGGGUUGGAGCUGGCCUGAUUGAAUGAUAGUGUCUCACAUUGAUUACCUCCCCCUGAAGGUGACAUUUAAACGUAGGCAGACAAGUCAAACUCUGGAGAGGAGGAGAUUAUGCCUGGGUGUGACCUUGAGAAACGCUGAAGCUCAACAAAAAUAGAAAAAAAAACAAAACUACCUAUGUGUUUGUGUGCUUAAAAGCUACUAUGUAAUCUUGUGUUCCGCUAUUUAUACUUGUAUUACUCCUAUCUAUUCUUUGUACAGUCAUUACCUACAUUUUCUUAGUUUAUGGAUGCGAGUAGUAAAGUCAACUGUGUAUAGUACACAUGGACAUUUACCAAAAUAUGGAACUAAAGAAAUGGACUUAACAUGAAGCCAACAAAGUUUAAGCUUCAGGGCUCUCUCUAGCAGUGUGGUCAUAUGGUCAUGAUUUUGUUUAAAAAAAAAAAACAAAAACAAAAACAAACCUGUGAAAAUAAGGUAUUUUUGUAUCCUCUGUCUUAGGAGGGCCCCCUAAACUGUAUAGACUUCCAGCCUCACAAAAUCUGCCCCCGACCUAGGGUAUUCGCUUCAUUAAGUUCAGGAAAGUUAGGUCAAAAUAAAGAGGAGAUGGGAAAAGAUAUUUGAAGACCCAAAAUAUAAAUUCAUGAGUUUCCUCUUCUCAAAUGCAGUUAUUCAUUUACCCUAAACGACUUAAGUGGCUGUAGUCAUCCAUCACUGUAUUUACCAAGACAAAACUGGCUUUGUUAUAAGACUACUUUUUUUCUUCUCAAACUGGUUUAAUCUUUCUUAGGAAGCCAUUGAGAAGAAAAAUUGCUAACAUGAAAGGCAA
This is a messenger RNA of Fukomys damarensis (Damara mole-rat), 2322 nucleotides long. RefSeq names its product somatostatin receptor 2 (gene Sstr2). Gene Ontology annotation, cellular component: neuron projection; membrane. The record is from RefSeq and is a predicted model, not a curated record. The transcript has 2 exons. The coding region runs from base 246 to 1355 and encodes 369 amino acids. NCBI's taxonomy places the organism in Eukaryota, Metazoa, Chordata, Mammalia, Rodentia, Bathyergidae. Gene Ontology annotation, molecular function: neuropeptide binding; somatostatin receptor activity. Gene Ontology annotation, biological process: cellular response to estradiol stimulus; cellular response to glucocorticoid stimulus; neuropeptide signaling pathway.